Molecule: messenger RNA, 806 nt
Organism: Morone saxatilis (striped sea-bass)
Lineage: Eukaryota; Metazoa; Chordata; Actinopteri; Moronidae
Gene: tmem47
Product: transmembrane protein 47
Exons: 3
Coding region: 238-783 (181 amino acids)
Biological process (GO): cell-cell adhesion
Cellular component (GO): membrane; cell-cell junction
Source: RefSeq, a predicted model, not a curated record
CAGAGCGCUGGUCUACAGCAGCGGCAGCAGCGUCCUCUGGACUCAGGACGCGGAGCGAGCGGCGGCUCUCCAUCCUGCUACCCACAGCACGGGCACGGAGCAGGAGAGGAGGAGGACAACCACAACUUCAACCUGACUCAUUUUUGGGGGGGGGUUCGAGGAACGAGCCAGGAAAACACACAAACAUCUUCUUUUUUUCUACUUCUUCUUUUUCUUAAUGAGUAAGAUACUUCAGAUAUGGCUUCAUCCGUGAGCGGCACAGAGGAGGUCCGGGUGUCGACGUUGACGCCCCUGAAGUUGGUGGGACUCGUGUGCGUCUUUCUCGCCCUGUGCCUGGAUGUCGGGGCCGUGCUGAGCCCGGCGUGGGUCACGGCGGACGACCAGUACUACCUGUCCAUGUGGGUGUCCUGCUGGAAGCCCGUCAGCUCCGAGGAGUGGUCCUGCAACAGCACGCUGACCACCGACUGGCAGAUCGCCACACUGGCCCUGCUGUUGGGGGGGGCGGCCCUCACCCUGCUCUCCUUCCUCGUGGCGCUGAUCUCCCUGUGCUUCAGCUCCAGGAGUCGCUGUUACAAGCCUGUGGCUGUCAUGUUGUUCUCUGCAGUGGUGCUCCAGGUGUGCAGCUUGGUCCUGUUCCCCAUCAAGUUCAUAGAGACAGUCAGUCUGAGGGUGUAUCACGAGUUUAACUGGGGCUACGGGCUUGCCUGGGGAUCCACCAUCUUCUCUUUUGGAGGAGCCAUCCUCUAUUGCCUCAAUCCCAAGAACUAUGAAGACUACUACUAAAAUAUGCAAGACAAGACGAGAAA